GUUGUUUUAUCAAGCUGUCAACAGGUCAGCAGAUCCUUGCUACAACAGGAAGGGAUGGAAACAACAACAUAUAUCCUAUAGCAUUUGGAGUUGUUGAGAAAGAGGACAAAGACAGCUGGACCUGGUUCUUAACUCAACUAAAAGAUGCACUUGGUGGAGAGAGUGGAAAGUUUGGGUACUAUACUAUCAUUAGUGAUAGGCAAAAGGGCCUUUUAAAUGCAGUAAACCAUGUAUUUCCCAAUUGUCCACAAAGAUUCUGCCUUAGACACAUAUAUCAGAAUUUCCAGACAGCUGGUUUUAGAGGUGAUGAACUAAAGAAACACAUGGAUGCAGCUAGCUACUCUUAUACUAAGAAUGAACACCUAGCUACAAUGAAUGAUUUGAAAAGAGAGUGUAAGGCAGCUUGGGCAUGGCUUAAUAAAGUACCAGUUCAUACAUGGGCUAGACAUGCAAUGGAUUUAACCUGCAAGACAGACCUAGUUGUGAACAACAUCAGUGAGGUGUUUAACAAAAUGAUCCUAGGUUAGAGGCAAGCCAAUAAAGACCAUGCUGGAAGGAAUUAGGACUAAAUUGAUGGUGAAGUUUAACACAAAUAGAACCAAGACAGAGACAACAAAUUGGGAGAUUUGCCCAACAUAUGCAGAGAUGUUAGAGGAGGCAAAGUACAACUCAAGGUGGUGCCAAUCUUUGAUGGCUGGUCCUAGCAUUUACCAAGUUAGUAGUGGAGAUAACACCUACUCAGUCAACUUGCUGCACAGAACAUGUGGAUGUAGGAAAUGGGAUAUGACUGCUAUGCCUUGCAAUCAUGCAGUAUCUGCAAUUGUGAAGGCUAAGUUGCAACCUGAAGACUUUGUUGAUGAUUUCUUCAAGAAGGCAAUGUACCAGAAAGCAUAUGGGCAUAUCAUAUUUCCUGUCCCUGGUCCAAAUCUGUGGCCAAGGACAAGAACUCAGGACAUAGAGCCUCCAGUUUUCAGAGACAAAGUAGGGAAGCAACAAACAAAGAGGAGGAAAAACCCGUUUGAGAAGGCAGCACCAAGAGAUACAUCUAGGAUGGCAUCCAUUACUUGUAGCAACUGCAAACUUGUGGGGCACAGAUACACUGUGUGCUCCAAGCCCUUGAAACCAGCUCUUGCAAUGAGACAAAACCAACAUCAGCCAAACAGGUCAAAUGCUUCUGCUUCAUCUACAGCUGCUGCACCAACAAGGAAGAGGCCAUCUCCAUCUACAGAUGUUGGGACUGCUCCUGCCAGGAAGAAAGCUGCACCUGCUGCACCUGCUGCUACUGCACCUGCUGCUACUGCACCUACUGCUCCUCCAAAGAGGAGAGCUGCACCUGCUGCUACUGCACCUACUGCUCCUCCAAAGAGGAGAGCUGCACCUGCUGCUACUGCACCUACUGCUCCUCCCAGGAGGUCUCCAAGGAAGAAUGCUACCCCAACACCUACUGCUCCUCCAAGGAGGUCUCCCAGGAAGAAAACUACCCAAGCUGGUGCAUCUUCUACAUCUGCUGCAGGCCCUAGGGGAGCAUUUCAUGCUCCAAGACAGACUGGAAGGAAGAGGACAGUUUCCUACAAGAUGAAGGAGUACCUAUAUGCUUCUGGGAACUAGAUGUUGAAUUUCAUGCCUUUGUUGGCAGGUUUGUUGAAUUUGAUGCCUAUGUUGGCUGUUGAACUAGAUGCCUUUGUUGGCAGGUUUGUUGAAUUUGAUUCCUAUGUUGGCUGUUGAACUAGAUGCCUUUGUUGGCAGGUUUGUUGAAUUUGAUGCCUAUGUUGGCUGUUGAACUAGAUGCCUUUUGUCGCCUUCUGAUGGCUGUUGAACUUGAA
This is a messenger RNA of Triticum aestivum (bread wheat), 1823 nucleotides long. RefSeq names its product proteoglycan 4-like. The coding region runs from base 547 to 1608 and encodes 353 amino acids. Gene Ontology annotation, molecular function: zinc ion binding. The record is from RefSeq and is a predicted model, not a curated record. The transcript is spliced from 3 exons. NCBI's taxonomy places the organism in Eukaryota, Viridiplantae, Streptophyta, Magnoliopsida, Poales, Poaceae.